AUGGCUGCUUCUGGGGGUCACAUCCAGCGCCUCCACGAUGAAGCCACUUGCUCCAUCUGCCUGGAUUACUUCAAGGAUCCAGAAGCACCAGGAGCACCUGAAACUCUUUUGCAAAGAGGACGGAGCCCCCAUCUGUGUGGUGUGUGGUCCAAGGAGCACAAAUACCACGAAGUGAUUCCUCUGGAGGAGGCAUCCCAGGAGUACAAGCGGCUGUUCUAUAGCCAGCUGGAGAUUCUGAGGAAAGAGAGAGAGAACAUUCUGUCUUAUCAAGCAGACACAGAAAAGGAAAGCCAAGACCUCCUUAAAUUAACAGAAACUGAGAGGCUGAAGGCUGUGGAGAAGUUCAGACAACUGCGCCAGUUCCUGGAAGAAGAAGAAAAACAUCUGCUGAAUCAUUUGGAAGAGGUGGAGAAGGAGAUUGCAGGGAGAAGGGAUGAGCAGCUGGCCAAACUCUCCAGGAAACUCUCCUCUCUUGACAGCAUCAUCCAGGAGAUGGAGAAAAAGUGUCAGCAGCCAGCGAGUGAACUCCUGCAGGAUGUGAGAAGCACCUUGCAGAGGUAUGAGAAAAGAGAGAGUCCAGAGAAGCCACUGCCUUUCCCUCCAGAACUGAGGAACCAGAACUUGGAAUCCUGUGAUCUAAAUCACCUUGUGGAGGAUACAAUGAAACAAUGGAAAGAUGCUCUGUUAUUCAGAAAACCGAUUCAGAAAGAUGUCCAGUCAAUCAGAAAUCUCCAGAGAGCAAAUGUCACUCUGGAUCCAGACACAGCCCAUCCCUGGCUCAUCCUGUCCAAGGAUCGGAAAAUAGUGAGAUUGGGAAACAAAAAGCAAUUCCUGCCCAACAACCCUGAGAGAUUCAGCUACUGGUUUUGUGUGUUGGGACGUGAGGGAUUCACAGCAGGCAGACAUUUCUGGGAAGUCAAUGUGGGAAGUGGGGAAGAGUGGGAUGUGGGGGUUGCCAGGAAGUCUGCGAGGAGAAAGGGCAGCUUCCCCUUUAGGCCUGAGGAGGGGAUCUGGGCUGUGGAGAAGUGCAAAGGCAAGUACUUGGCCUUAACCUCCCCUUCUUCCUCUCGUCUGUCCCUGAAUGAGGAGCCCAGGAGGAUCCGGGUGACUCUGGACUAUGAAGGGGGAUGUGUGUCUUUUUCUGACGCUGACUCAGGAGCCGAACUCUACACGUUCUCAGGAGCCUCGUUCUCUGGAGAGACCCUCCUCCCUUUCUUUUAUCUGGAUGACAUUAAAACCCACCUCAGGAUCUCCUGAGGAGACUAAAUCUGCCUCUCAGGCCCAGCAGGAGUUUCUCACCAGACAAGAGUGACUGAUAUAAAAAACAUUUACCCGCCAAGAGUACAUUGGGCAGUUUUUCAAGGGCCCUUUGAGAGGAUUCAUUCCAGUCAAAAGCAGCAGCAAAUCAAAAAUGGGUUGCUGUUGCUUUGUACUGUAUUUUCCUCUCUUUCCCCAGAAUUCCCUCUGCAGCUUACUUCUUCAGGAGACAGUCACACUUUUAACAGUCCCAAUAAAUAAUAUUUUCCUCACCUUCAAUCUUGUUUUCCUUUUGAGAUGUCUGAUUUGGCAGAGCACGAGACUCUUAAUCCCAGGGUUGUGGGUUUGAGCCCCACGUGCAGCAAAGGUUUUCUGUACUGCGGGGGGUGGGACUAGAUGGCCCUCAGGCACCCUUGCAACUCUGCAAUUCUAGGAAACCUUCCUCUCCCCACAAUACCUCAUGCAGCUUUUAAAAUGCAUGCAUCAUUGGAUUAAUAGAGGACUAGAAAAUGAACUCCCUUCACCCACAUCAGUCAGAAUAGCUCCUUGCUCUGGAGACCUUGGAGGGGAAGAAAAUGAAAAUGAAAUUGAACUGGGCAUCAGCUUCAAAUGCCCUCUGCAAAUACAGGCUCACCAUCUCCACACAUUGUCAGAAAUAAACCUCAUUGCAUUGAGUGGGGCUUCUGCCCAGUUAUAGGUGUUCUGAGUGGAUGUAUUAAUGUUCCUUAUUUACAGGCUGGAUUCUGUCUAUCGGGGGCAUCAAAUGGGGUCUCCUCUGGAAAAUGCUGGACUCCAACCCCCCUUCCGACCCAUCCAGCAUGG
Messenger RNA from Zootoca vivipara (common lizard), 2079 nucleotides. NCBI's taxonomy places the organism in Eukaryota, Metazoa, Chordata, Lepidosauria, Squamata, Lacertidae. The record is from RefSeq and is a predicted model, not a curated record.